AUGUCUUUUUGUGUUGCGGUGUCAGGCAGGUUUGAGCCAUACGACGUGCAUCCGCCGCCGCUGAUUCGCUGCGAUCGAUGCCGUACGCCGGUGACUCGGAUUCCGAUCAUGGCAAAGCAAGUGCUUGACCUUUACGAGCUGUACAAGCUGGUGGUGUCCCACGGCGGACUUGUGGAGGUGAUCAACAAGAAGCUGUGGCGCGAAAUCACCAAGGGUCUGCAACUACCUCAAUCGAUCACGUCGGCGGCGUUCACGCUGAGGACCCAGCAGGUUGGGUUCUGCCAGUACAUGGACACUGGCUUGAGCGCGUAUUGCGAAGUCGACAUCCGAGUAGAACAGCUUCCACCCGAAACGGUUAAGAAUUCUGGAGACAACGCUUGA
Soboliphyme baturini is the source of this 381-nucleotide messenger RNA. Lineage: Eukaryota; Metazoa; Nematoda; Enoplea; Dioctophymatida; Soboliphymatidae. The record is from the annotation of a GenBank genome assembly.